GUGUGCACAGCGCUGCUGGCGGCCCUGCCCCGCCGGCGCGGCGGGCGCGGGGAGGGGCGGCGCCCGCUGCUCGGCUGCGCCACCGCGAGCGGCGCGCUCGGCGCGUUCCCGGCCGGGUUCCAGAGGUGCGUCGCCGUGCUCGAGAAGUUCUCUACCUCCAACCUCGGCCUCAUGAUGCGGCUCAGCACGCUGAACUUCUGCAAAAUAUACAUGGCCAUGCUCGUCCUGCGCAUCACGAUCAUGUGGUUCCCGAACAUAAACCCGUACCGCCAGCCCUUCUAUUCGAUGAUACAGCUCACCGAUCCUUACCUCAACCUGUUCCGAGGAUGGAUGCCGCCCAUUUUUGGUAUCGACCUCUCGGUGAUCCUGGCCUUCGUCGUUCUCCAGGCUGCGCAAGACACGCUGGCCAUCUCGCGGUUCUAA
Prorocentrum cordatum is the source of this 423-nucleotide messenger RNA. The record is from the annotation of a GenBank genome assembly. Lineage: Eukaryota; Dinophyceae; Prorocentrales; Prorocentraceae.